Messenger RNA from Strongylocentrotus purpuratus (purple sea urchin), 1371 nucleotides. RefSeq names its product gastrin/cholecystokinin type B receptor-like. The coding region runs from base 28 to 1371 and encodes 447 amino acids. Gene Ontology annotation, molecular function: G protein-coupled receptor activity. The record is from RefSeq and is a predicted model, not a curated record. Gene Ontology annotation, biological process: G protein-coupled receptor signaling pathway. Gene Ontology annotation, cellular component: membrane. The transcript has a single exon. Lineage: Eukaryota; Metazoa; Echinodermata; Echinoidea; Camarodonta; Strongylocentrotidae.
AGAAAAAGCCUGAAGCCAGCAUUAAACAUGACGAAGUUUGUUAAACAUAGUGUCGGUCGCACAAUGUUUCGUACAAUGUUGAUUUCCAUGACAAUCAUUGCUAAUUCAGCUAGAUAUACCACAGAUACUACAGGGCAAACAACAUGGAUCAUCACAGAUGCAGAUGGUCCAAGUGUACGGCCAUCUUCAUCGGAAGGGAUCUUGGGCAACUUUGCUCCGACCGAUGCAACGCAGAAGACAUCACCAUUUUCCACUGCCAUGGUGGAAACCUCUAUGCUAACAUCGCAGAAGGACUUUGUGACGUCGUACCAAAGAUCACACCAAACAGAAGACGUACAAGACUUCCUCAGCGAGCUUACCACUAUUACUUUCAAUUACAUAUCGACAGAGACAGUUUCCAUGGAAACAGGUGGAUGGCAAUGGGAAUUCUCUUGGGAUUGGAACAUCAUCAUGCAACUGAUCCUAUCACUGGUGGGUGUCUUUGGUAAUCUCCUUGUGGUCAUUGUACUGAUAACCCGCAAGUUCACCUCGAAUUCGACAGACAUUCUCAUAAUGGCUCUCACAGUCUCUGACUUGCUGACAUCAAUUUGUAAUAUCCCAAUUCCACAGGCAUCGCAAUUACCUGCUUCGAUACUUGGAGCCUUGUACUGCCGAAUAAUUCAUUACAAAUAUCACACUUGGGUGUGUGUCAUUACUUCAAGCUUCAUCCUCAUGGCAUUGUCCGUCGAGCGGCUUGUUGCGGUCUACCGUCCUCUCCAUUUUCGGAAAAUCUUCACCAACCGCCGAGUUUACAUUUUCAUCCUCUUAACAUGGUUGUUUUCCCUUCUUUCCUGCAGCUACUACUUCAUCGAUAUCAAGGCCAUGUUGCAGGAAAGCUUCUCAAAUGAAAGAAAUUGUGAAGCGUCUGCAUCUGUUCCAGCAAGAAUAAAGGCACUGAAAGUGUUUACCGUGAUAAAUUUUGUAAUACGUUUGGUUAUUCCGACCGUUGUGAUGAUAAUUACCCAGAUAGCAAUGGCUUCUAUACUGCAUCUCAAAUCCCGUCAUCUUCAUGGGCCCGGGUCGCAGCAGUCAGGUCAGUCCUACCACAUCGUUGCCAGGAAUCGCAUCAUCAAGAUCAUGCUCAUUGUGGUGGUCGUCUUCAUUCUCUGUUGGGCUCCAAGCCAGAUCACAUGGGUAAUUAUCUCUUUUCAAGGAUCAGCCAAAGACUACAGCCUCAGCACUCUCCGUCAGAUCCUGAACCUAGCCACCUUCUUCAACUCCUCCAUUAACCCUUUCAUCUACACAUCGCAGUAUCCCAAGUUCCGUUCUGCCCUCAAGGAUAUUCUAAUAGGUAAAACGCAGAAAAAUGCGCCAAUGUUCGGAUCCAACUAA